CAUCUUUAGCCCUCUCUGAAUUUCAUAAUCUUUGCCUUCGCCAUAGUCUCCUUUCAAGCAUUUUCGUCAUGUCAAACAAGGCCGCUUUCAUCACAGGUGGUGCCUCUGGCAUGGGUCUCGCCAUCGCGGAGGCCCUUUCUGUGCGCGGCGGCUGGGACCUGCAUCUUGUGGACUUGAACGCAGUAGCGGGUAAGAAGGCGAUGUCCUCUCUUAAGCACGCAUAUUUCCACCAGACAAACGUGACGAAUUAUGCAUCACUCUCGUCAGCCUUUGAGACCGCUUUCCAAACAUCCGGACGGUUAGAUUUCGUAUUUGCGAACGCGGGUAUCGUGGAGCGAGACAAUUUUUACGAAAAACAUGAUCUCUCAAAACCGCCCCCUGAACCGAAUCAAUUAUCCAUCGAUAUCAACUUGAAGGCUGUGGUUAACACGAGUUACCUUGCGCUACAUUAUUUUAGGAAGAGUCCAAAGGAUGGGAGCAAUCCUGCGCUCGUGAUGACAGCGAGCUGCGGAGGAUUGUAUCCUUCGGAGUUUUGCCCAAUGUACUCCGGCUCCAAGGCCGCAGUCAUCCAUUUCAACCGUUCAAUAGCAUUCUCAUACCGCCUUGAUGGCAUUCGAACAUACGCUACUUGUCCUGGAACCGUGAGGACGAACCUGAUGACUGGGGAAGAGUGGAAAUCAUUUCCCGAGCAGUACUUCACCCCAGUAUCGACAGUGGUCGGUUCUUUGUUGAAACUGAUUGACGGAGGAAGCCUCCAGGAUGGCAAGGGAAAGACAGUACAGGAAGAGAAGGCGUGGGGGCUGACAGUUGAGAUCAACGGAGAGAAUAUGUAUUUUACGGAUCACGUGCCGUAUUGCGAUGAGAACAUGGAGGCAAUGAUGAAGUACACAAGUAUGGAGAACCAGUUGGCUCGGAUUGAGAAGGGGAAGAAUAACGGGCAAUGAUGGUAGGAUUCAAGCGCAAAGGGAUGCC
This is a messenger RNA of Lindgomyces ingoldianus, 972 nucleotides long. RefSeq names its product NAD(P)-binding protein. Lineage: Eukaryota; Fungi; Ascomycota; Dothideomycetes; Pleosporales; Lindgomycetaceae. The record is from RefSeq and is a predicted model, not a curated record. The transcript has 2 exons. Gene Ontology annotation, molecular function: oxidoreductase activity, acting on the CH-OH group of donors, NAD or NADP as acceptor. Bases 69 to 944 code for a protein of 291 amino acids. Gene Ontology annotation, cellular component: cytoplasm.